Molecule: messenger RNA, 1065 nt
Organism: Mucor mucedo
Lineage: Eukaryota; Fungi; Mucoromycota; Mucoromycetes; Mucorales; Mucoraceae
Product: Metallo-dependent phosphatase-like protein
Exons: 9
Coding region: 95-1036 (313 amino acids)
Biological process (GO): G1/S transition of mitotic cell cycle; peptidyl-serine dephosphorylation
Cellular component (GO): cytoplasm
Molecular function (GO): protein serine/threonine phosphatase activity
Source: RefSeq, a predicted model, not a curated record
CGACCAAAGCAUAAACUAAAAAAAAAACGCAGCCCAAACUUUUUUUUAUUAUUAUUCUUUCUUUUCUCCAUUUUCUCAUUUUUAUAUAAAAGUCAUGGAUGUGGACGCUUGUAUCGAGUCUAUUAAGGAAUGCAAAUACCUGGCAGAAAACGAUAUGCGCCAGUUGUGUAAUAAACUAAAAGAAAUUCUGGCCGAAGAGUCAACAGUGGUUCCUGUGCAGGCACCCGUAACACUCUGUGGUGAUAUUCAUGGUCAGUUUUAUGACCUUAUCAAGAUAUUCGAAGUAGGAGGUGACUUGCCAGAUACAUCGUAUAUUUUCAUGGGUGAUUUUGUGGAUCGUGGUAGAUAUUCACUUGAAACACUUACCUUGCUAUUACUGUAUAAAGUCAAAUAUCCCGAUCGUAUUACACUAACCAGAGGAAACCAUGAGAGUCGUAACGUCACUCGUGUUUAUGGAUUCUACGACGAAUGUUUGGCAAAGUAUCAAAAUUCCAAAGUGUGGGAAUGGUGUUGUACUGUAUUUGAUUAUCUACCUCUAGCAGCUGUCAUUGAUGGAUCUGUAUUCUGUGUUCAUGGUGGACUAUCACCUGAAUUACCUUCUAUUGAUUCUAUUCGCACCUUAUUUCGAAUGCAGGAACUACCACAAAGUGGAGGUCAUUGUGAUCUAUUGUGGUCAGAUCCAGAGACUCAAGUGGAAGCGUGGGCACUGAGUCCUCGAGGAGGUGGAUAUCUGUUUGGACCACUACCCACUACAGCGUUCUGUCAGAACAAUGGGAUAGAUUUAAUUGUGAGAAGUCAUCAACUAGUGGACGAAGGCUAUAAUUACCCAUUUGAAGAAGGGAAUUUGGUGACACUGUGGUCUGCGCCUAAUUACUGUUAUCGCUGUGGAAAUAAAGCAGCAAUUUUAAAAAUACCUGAACAAGAUAGACCGAUUGUAUCAACAGAUUAUACAAUCUUUAUGGAGAAUGAGAAUCAAGGCGAAUCUUUAUCAUCAUCACAAGUAGCAAAUGCACCUGGAGGCCAAUAUUUCUUGUAGCUUGUUGGUGAGACAAAAAUAAAGUAAUC